CACGUGGAGACUUCAGCUGCUGUUCAAGGAUCAGCGGGGGGGGGACGCUUGCUGACACCAGAGUUAAUGUUGUUUUAUGUGAUUACCAGGACUCCCACCAUCUAACAACAGUAAUUCCUGCAAACAAAAACACAAUCAGGUUUCAUUUGCAUUUGCCCUUAAGAAACAAUGGUGUUUCUGAAUCUCAUUUUCCGUUGCUGGGAACCGUCGCUUUUUCCAGCAUCUUAAGAGAGAGAGAGAAGCCGGAUCAUCUUUUUCACCGUGUGCGUUUGUAUGCAGAAGGCUACACCCAGCAAGGGAAAGAGGGCUGCAACAUUUUUUGCAUAUCCAAACACUUGGCACAGGUUUUUAGCAGGGAGUGUCCAAACAGAUGAGAUGUCUGUCAGGCUCUGCCACACGUCAGCUGCAUUUCCUACCUUUUCCUCUCACGUACGGAUAGAAGGCGUCUGAUUUGUUGCAGAUAUGAAAUUCAAAGGUGUUUUGAACAUUGUGGCUGGAAUGGUUGUCCUCCUAAUAAUAUGGGGAAUCGCUUCAUUUAAUGCUGGUGAUAGAUCAGCAGAGGUUUUUGUAUAUGAUGACGAUUAUCAAAAGAAACUAAACGUGGAUGAAGGGUUUGAUUCCUCGAAGGUAAAGUGCAGCGUCUCCGAACGCUGUCAGCCAGGUCACUUUGCCUUUCGUAUCCGGAGUGGAGCAGCUAACACAGUCGGGCCAAAGAUCUGUUUUGAUGGUAAAACUAUCAUGAGCGAGGCGCGCAAUAACGUGGGAGGAGGACUGGACAUCGUGGUGGUAAAUGGUAAAACUGGAGUUGUGGAGAACGCUCGCAUUCUUAAUGGAAGCCCACAAGAAACCCUUUCAUUCCUGAAAGACAUUAAACCUGGGAUGAUUGUUUUGGUGGCCUCUUAUGAUAAUGCAAACGGAAUGACGGAUGAGAUCAGGAACUUAUUCUCUGGAAUGGGGAGCUCUAAGGCCAAGUCUCUAAAAUUUCGGGACAACUGGGUGUUUGCAGUGAGAACGGGGCUGGAAAACACACUGCAUUUUGAGAAGAUAAAUGUGAAUGAUGAAAAAAACAACCUUUAUGAGGGAUGGCCAGAAAUGGCGGAGGUGGAAGGCUGCUUCUCAAGUAUCGUCGGACAAGCAAACUUGUCAGACGUCUGAUUGGACGAACGGCAGGAAAAUACUUUUUAUUGGACUUUUAAGACCAUUGUGUUGCCACUCAAAUGUUUUAUACUCUGUCUCAAACUUUAAAUUAUAAACUUAGGGCGGCUGUGGGGUUGAGCGGUCGUCCUCCAACCAGAAGGUCGGCAGUUCAAUCCCCAGUCUUUCCGAUCUGCAUGCCGAAGUGUCUUUGGGCAAGAUACUGAACCCCUAAAUGUCCUCAGAUGUUAAAUUCACUAGUUGUAACUCUCUUUUAUCCAAAUGACGUGUAAUGUAAUGUAAUGGAUAAACAGUAUUUGAUUCAAUGAAAGUUUUCUUUGAUCUCUGCUCCACUUUAUCUGACAUGUCUCUUAUUUUGUUGUUGUGCUCUUUUCCAUUUCACCCUGAAGAUUCUGGAGAACCCUGAAUCUUUUUAUUGAUUUACUUAUUUAUUUAAAAAGUAAAAGUACUGAGGUAUCAUCAGCAAAAAGUGUUUUGUUUUUUUUCCCCACCAACUCUGUGCACUCUUUUUAAUCCUGCCACUGUUUUCUCUUUCCUCUUAAAGGCAGACAAUUCUUGAACCAAAUGCAAACAAAGUCUUGUAAAAAAAAAAAAAAACAGGCCUUGGCAACACUGUGGAGAGUCUUGUGCCUCUGAGACUGUUUAUCCCAUCACGUCCUAUUAAUUCUUCUCCGCACAGUCUCCAAAGUGUGAGAUUUAGCCAAACAGCAGGACGCUCAGCUCAUCAACCAAACAGCAGCAGACUUAGACUUGUCGUCUCAAAUGCCUCAUGUCGUUUGCAUUUUAACAGCCGUUUGCUGUUUCGAGCUCGGAUGAAUAGAGAUGAAACUUUUAGACAAUUAUCACUUUUUCGCAGCAUUUUUUGCAACUAAUGCAAAUGCAAACAUCGAAACGUUAUCAUCCUGCGAUCAUGCUGAGAGCACAGAUUGUAGUUUAACACGACAUAAUCAUACAGGUAAAAAUAGAACAAACCGACUGAACCCGUUUUUAUUCAGCGGGGGAAUAAUUCCUGUUUGACAACUGUUAAUGCUUCAGCAAAUGCGUCACUCAGUGGGAGUAGAAAUUACGCUGUGAUUAAUGAGAUUUGUUAUUUGUCAGCUUUGUGUUUGCCUGAAAAUGAAUUGUGUGCCCUGCAUCAGACUACAUCACACAAAGCACAAUGUGUUAUCUCUGGUUAGUGAGACAUGCCUGACCAGCACUGGUAAGAAACCUUAAAAUAUUCAACGUGGCAAGUUGAUUUCUGUGUCAGUACAAACAUCAGUCAAAUAUUGAUAUGGUGAGCAAAAGGUGCAAGAAUUAGAAAAGGGUCAUCAGAAGUUCUAAUGUUCUGCGAUACUUUAAUUAGUCAGAGAUACAGUGUGCACUGGUGAAUUUCAAAUAAAAUAUUCCACCUGAAAGCAGCAUAUGAAAAA
Messenger RNA from Hippoglossus stenolepis (Pacific halibut), 2567 nucleotides. RefSeq lists its product as uncharacterized. The transcript is spliced from 10 exons. The record is from RefSeq and is a predicted model, not a curated record. Lineage: Eukaryota; Metazoa; Chordata; Actinopteri; Pleuronectiformes; Pleuronectidae. The coding region runs from base 463 to 1155 and encodes 230 amino acids.